GCGUCGCCGCUUCUCCUACCGCUUGGUGAAACCUCCGGUUUUGGCCCAUCGAAAGGUGCAAAUAGCCCCUUGUUUGUGGGAGUGGGAUCCCGAAACCAACAGCCACACGCACCCAGCUUUCUCACAUGCCCACCUACACCAACCCAUCCCCUUGGCUAUAUAUGCCUGCCACUGCUUCCUCGGACUGGCAACCAGAAGAGGAGGCAUUUACAAUCUACACAAAUCACACAGAAGAGACGAGGUGGGAGAUGGCUUCCGUGAGGAAAGCUUCUUGGAUAGCGGCAGCGAGUGUGGGAGCAGUGGAAGCACUCAAAGAUCAAGGAGGACUCUGCAGAUGGAACUACGCUUUCAGAUCUCUGCACCAGCGUGCCAAGAACAAUAUGGGGUCCUUGUCUCAGGCCAUCAGGGUGUCUUCCUCCAUCUCCGAUAGAAGCAGUGAGAAAGCCAAGCAGUCGGAGGAAUCGUUGAGGAAGGUCAUGUACCUGAGCUGUUGGGGACCCAACUAGAUGGAAUGAGAGUGAUCCGAUCCCAAGCUGAGGGAAAUAUUUUGGGGUCAACUUUUUGUCACUCCCAACUCCUGUAAUUGUAUAGUUGCAAGUAUACCGAUCAGAUGUUUGAUUA
Messenger RNA from Musa acuminata AAA Group (dessert banana), 621 nucleotides. RefSeq lists its product as uncharacterized. The transcript has a single exon. The record is from RefSeq and is a predicted model, not a curated record. The coding region runs from base 126 to 506 and encodes 126 amino acids. NCBI's taxonomy places the organism in Eukaryota, Viridiplantae, Streptophyta, Magnoliopsida, Zingiberales, Musaceae.